AUAAAAUUUUUAGCAUUAAAACAAACGAAUCGUUAUGAAAAUAUUUUCUUAAGAAGAAAAAAAUUUUACAAAAAAUUUAUUGAAAAGAAAAGUUAAGAAAAAAGUCAUAACUACACAAAAAAAUCCAUAAAAAUUUUGCCUAAAGGCAAUGAGAUUAUAAUAAAAACCUGUGUCACAGUGUAAACUGACAGAUUCAAUUAUGCUCGACAUUAGUGAAGUGAAAAGGAAGUGAUCUAAUUUCGUGAAAAUAUAAAUUCAAAUAUUGUGAAAUUUAUUUUUGAAGUAAAAUUAAGUAUAUCACCCUUCCAUCACCUCCUCAUCACCACAUGUUGUGGACAUUGCCAACUAACAUGGGUAGACGAAAAAUAUUCCAUUGGACACUAUUCAUGACCAUUGCGGUCUUAAGUCUACACUGCAGUUAUGCCGUAUAUUGUCCCACCAAUUGUAAAUGUUCCUGGGUGCUUGAUAGCCUGGAUGUGAAUUGCGCCAACCGUGGCCUUAUCGAUUAUCCCGACUUGCAAAAUAUUCCCGUGCAACAUCUGGAUCUCUCGGGAAAUUAUUUCAUUGAGUUUCCUCAGCAUUUGGCAGACUAUGAGUCGCUCAUCUAUUUGGAUUUAUCCAAUAAUCAAAUUGAAUAUCUCUCAGCGGAGGCCUUGGUGGGUUUCCACUCCUUGAGGACAUUGAUAUUGGCCAAUAACAGCAUACACCAGUGGGCCGAUAUAAAUCCCAGCAUAGCAUUUGUAAAUGCCCUGAAUUUGCAGCGCCUGGUAUUGAGUGGCAACCAAUUGAAUGUCUUCAAUGCCGAUGAUCAUCGUCAGGUGAUUGUGAGUGAAUCUUUGACUCAUCUGGAAUUGGAAAACUGUGGCAUAGCCAAGGCUGGGGGCGAUUUGUUAAUUCAAAAUAUGCCCAACCUGCAAAGACUGAAAUUAAAUAAUAAUCCUUUAAGCGGCUUGGCAGCUUUACCCUCCAAAACUUUAAGAGUUUUGGAAAUGAAAAAUUGUAAUUUGCAACGCAUUCCCGGCUCUUUGUUGCAGGGUUUACCAGUCCUGGAUUCUCUAAUACUUUCCUGGAAUACUGCCCUGCAGGUGGAUACCAUGAAUCGUCUGGAAUCCUCAACUCUCAGCGAACUUGAUCUCUCCUAUUGCAGUCUGGAUGAUAUCGAUUUGUCGCUACUGCCCCGCCUCACCCAUUUGCAGUUGACUGGCAACAUGAUUCGUUCCCUGACAAGCCAUACAUUCGAAAACAAUACCCAGCUGGAGGUUAUAAGUUUAUCGCGUAACUCCUUGCGAGUUUUGGAAACUGAAACUUUUCAAAAUUUAAAAAGACUCUCCGCAUUGGAUUUAUCCUACAAUGAAAUAGCCCGUUUGGAUCGUAAUCUCUUUAGAGCCAAUGACAAUUUGCUAAGUUUGAAUCUGAAUCACAAUUACAUUGAGAAAUUAACCAAGUUGGUGUCGAAUUCAUUGCGUGACAUAAACCUGUCGUGGUGUGAAAUCAUACUAAUUGAUGGCACUGCAUUUUUGGGAUUCUCCAGUUUGCAGAAAUUGGAUUUAUCCAAUAAUUUAAUUAGUGAUUUUCCUUCGGGAAUGGGAUCGAAUACAUUGCAGAAAUUGGAUUUAAGCUAUUGCCGAUUAUCCACUCUGCGCAAUACAACAUUCCAGCACUUUCCGGAAUUGGCUCAAUUGAAAUUGAAUGGAAAUCGUUUCACAAAUCCCUUUCCCAGACAAUUUUUUCAAUCAAACAAAUACUUGGAUGAGAUUUAUGCAGGAGAUAAUACUUGGAUAUGUCAUUGUGAGGAUCCCACAUUUGUGGAUUUUCACGACUAUUUGACCGCUCCUCCCACAAGGAUCAAGGAUCGCAAUAGUCUGCGCUGUGCUUCGCCUACCAUCAACUAUGGUAAAACUUGGGAGGCGGCCUGUGAAAAAGAUUGGAUACCCAAUCAACGUUCCACUAGUGCCGAAAAGGUUUGGUCCACCAUAGUGUUGAGCAUAUUGGCAAUUGCUGGGCUGAUAUGCAUGUUCACAUGCUUUCAAAAAUAUAUGGCCUGGAGAAGAAAACAAAUGGAUCAGGAGGAAUAUCAAAGGAAUCAAGACGAAAUGAGGGCCAUUCGCGAUCUCAAUCGACGCAUUCUAGAUGAAGAUGCCCGUCCCAAUGCGCCCAAUAAUUUAGAAAACAAUCUACUGCCUUCCUAUGAAGAUGCCCUGCGCAUGCCCAAACCAGUGCGUCCUGUCAAAUCCAUGCUGGACUUGACCACAGACACAUCUCGACGCAGAAGUCGCCUCAAGAAAUCUCGCACCAAUCCCGAAGAUGAUAUAUCCCAGGAAGAAGAGCCCGAAUUGGAUUAUCGCACUCGUUUCCGCAGCGAGGAGAUGCUAUCGAAUCGUGACAAGGAACGUGUACAACAAAUGGGACCCACACGUCGCACUGGUCAUAUAACCUAUAAUCCUUCUGGCAGCAGACUGUUUGCCAUAGAAGAUUCCCGCUUCCCUCCGGCCCAUUUGAAGUCCCAAAACCUACAAAGUGCCGAAAAGAUAGGAAAUUUCCAGAGCUACGAAAAUAGUCCAUAUACGAAGCGUAGACCCAAAAUAGCCGAAAUACCUCCCUUUAAGAGGGCUAGUCUCAGGGCUGAUAGUGUGGAAUUCCUGACAGAUCCUGAAUUUGACACUAUCAGCAAGCCCAAUAGUCCAUUUGCUCAAAGAAAACCCAAAAAGGCCAUGGCUCCUGGACCACCGCUUACACCUGCCGUUGAAGAUUAUUUUGGGGAUGCACCCAUGUCCCAUAAAGAGGAAUCGCCUGAAGGCAGUGACUUUCAUGUGAUCAUAGAACCUGAAAUACAAUCUUUGCGAGGUGUUAUCUCAUCUUCGGACUCCAAUGCCGAAAUCGAUUUAAUCAAAGGCAAACGCAAGAAAUUAAGAAACUCCUCCAGUCGACGAGCAAGUGGCAACUUUACCGCAGCUGCAGCUGCGGCAGCAGAUGGUGAUAGCUCAGAGGAGGAACCUGUUAUUGUGGUCCACAGGCCAAUGCGCGAGACUUUAUUCUAAACUUAAGGCUAUGUUGCAAUGUUUUUAGUAUUUUAGCUUAUUACCCAUACAACAAUUUUUUUUUCUAUUACGUAACCAAUGCAUAAGUAGAGCGGAACUAAUAUACAACAAAUGUAGAUUUAAAUAAAAAUAA
Messenger RNA from Stomoxys calcitrans (stable fly), 3171 nucleotides. Its product is annotated as leucine-rich repeat-containing G-protein coupled receptor 5. Gene Ontology annotation, biological process: axon guidance. The record is from RefSeq and is a predicted model, not a curated record. The transcript is spliced from 5 exons. Bases 327 to 3038 code for a protein of 903 amino acids. Gene Ontology annotation, molecular function: protein binding. Lineage: Eukaryota; Metazoa; Arthropoda; Insecta; Diptera; Muscidae.